CACAACAAACUUCCAGUGUUGUGGAUUGCUGCUCCCACCUGUGGACAGGUGCAGAGGGAGGCGGGGAAUAAAAGCCAACCCACAUGCAGAUCAGAGUUUACAGCUCGCCUUUUGUCUCUCAUCUCUGCUCGAUCCUGAAUACGACUGUGCCAAAGUUCAGCGCUCACAACUUGGGACAAUAGACGGAAAGAAGACACUGAACUAGAUGUUCUCCUGCAGCUUCAUUUUACAGACUGUCUGUGACACACCUGAGACAGGUGAAGGCAAACACCUGAGACUGUUCAACAAGGCAGCGGGAUUCCUUCCGUUGGCGAUGCCAUACUGAGACCUCAGAAGUUAUUAUCAGUUUUAACCAACAUGGCGACAAGGAAGUCCGACGUCCAGCGAAGGAUUGUGUCCAAGGACGGCCACAACAAUGUGCGGAUCGACAACGUGGAGGGCAUGGUGAAGCUGUACCUGCAUGACAUCUGGACCACCGUGGUGGAUAUGAAGUGGCGCUACAAACUCACCCUGUUCGCCUCCACCUUUGUCAUGACAUGGUUCAUCUUCGGGGUCCUUUUCUACUUCAUCGGCAUGGGCAACGGAGACUUUGAGGCUGAUCUGGCCAACAACCACACAUCCUGUGUGAUGAACGUGGAGACCCUCACCGGUGCCUUCCUCUUCUCCCUGGAGUCGCAGACCACCAUUGGUUACGGUUUUCGUUACAUCUCGGAGGAAUGCCCUCUGGCUAUCUUCACUCUGGUGGCUCAGCUCGUCAUCACUGGCCUGGCUGAGAUUUUUGUCACCGGCGCCUUUCUGGCCAAACUGGCUCGCCCCAAGAAACGAGCAGAGACCAUCAAGUUCAGCCAGUCGGCGGUGAUCUGCCGGCGCCAGGGCAAGCUGUGUCUGAUGGUGAGAGUGGCAAACAUGAGGAAGAGCCUUCUGAUCCAGUGCCAGCUGACAGGAAAGCUCCUCCACUCCAACGUAACGGAGGAAGGCGAGAAGACGCAAAUCCACCAGAGCCCUGUGAACUUCAACAUAGACUCCAGUGGAGAGUGUCCCUUCCUCAUCCUCCCACUCACCUUCUAUCACGUCCUGGACGAGCACAGCCCGCUAGCAGGACUCAACGCUGUAAACCUGCACAGUCGUGAUUUUGAGCUGCUGGUGACCCUCAACGCCACCAUGGAGUCAACGGCCGCCACGUGCCAGAGCCGCACCUCCUACAUCCCUCAGGAGAUCCUCUGGGGUUACGAGUUCAAGCCGGUGCUGUUCAGCACCACGGGCGGCCGCUACGUGGCAGAUUUCAACUUUUUUGACAAGGUGCAAAUGAGCAACGAUGCAGCCUUCAUCAGUAACAACACAGAGAAGCUCAAACUGGAGGAGGACUAUAAGAAAGAGUAGAGGUUACGUACAUUAUCAUCGCUACUGUUUAAUGUAACAAUGAUAUGGUAGAAGCAGAAUAGAGAUUUACGGCACAUUUUCACCUACUUCCAAGGUGCAGUCUGAAGAGCAGCACUUGUAACUGAAUUAUUAGACCAAAGCAUUUUGGCUUGUGGCCUUCACCAGAUCAUCAUACUACAUGUACAUACAGCAUUUGAAUAGGGGAGGUGCGGGGCAGAGACUUCGAUUGAACCGAACCAAACAGGGCAGGUGUGAAAUCAGUCGUAGUCUUGAGAUGAAUAUUUCACAUUUUAGUCAAUUUAAUCCUUCAUAAUUUUAGUUGACGAAAAAUUAAAAAAUGUUUUAGUCAACUUUUGGUGUUUUUUAACUAAUCCAGUGAGGCUAAUUUUUGUAUCAGAUUUUAGAAUUAAAGUGACAGGUUGAAUAAAAAUUUCAUUUAGACCAUUUUUUUCUGAUGGAAGUUUUUUCACUUCUGACAGAACUGUAUGCUCACACGUUCCCUCUGUGACCGGUCCGUGUGCUAAGCUAAGCUAACGCAUUUUGUCUGACUCUGGCAGUGAAUGAGCAUUUUUCCCCCCAAAUAUCAAGACUGUUCCUUUCAAUAUACAGAUGUUUCUGUCACAACAUCAGCAUCAGCAUCUUGUGUGAGUGCAUGCAUCGUUACUGAAUGUGUUUGCUUUAUUAAAAGAGCUCUGACUGUA
Messenger RNA from Epinephelus moara (kelp grouper), 2081 nucleotides. It is a transcript of the gene kcnj15, whose product is annotated as potassium inwardly rectifying channel subfamily J member 15. Bases 358 to 1380 code for a protein of 340 amino acids. NCBI's taxonomy places the organism in Eukaryota, Metazoa, Chordata, Actinopteri, Perciformes, Serranidae. Gene Ontology annotation, biological process: potassium ion import across plasma membrane; regulation of monoatomic ion transmembrane transport. The transcript is spliced from 2 exons. The record is from RefSeq and is a predicted model, not a curated record. Gene Ontology annotation, molecular function: inward rectifier potassium channel activity. Gene Ontology annotation, cellular component: plasma membrane.